Molecule: messenger RNA, 984 nt
Organism: Stegodyphus dumicola
Lineage: Eukaryota; Metazoa; Arthropoda; Arachnida; Araneae; Eresidae
Source: RefSeq, a predicted model, not a curated record
AUGAGAACCUUAAAGGCAUUGGAAGCUGACGAACAGGACUAUGUUCCCAGGGCGGCUGCUGUCACAUCUACGGAUUUUUAUAUAGAUGAUAUCCUGACAGGAGGAAAUACUUUAGAAGAAGCAAAGGAGCUUCAGUCUGAAUUAGUACAAAUGCUUCGUCGUGGAGGUAUGGAGCUACAUAAAUGGGUGUCCAAUCAUCCUGAGCUGCUGCAUGAUAUUUCAACACAGGAAUAUUCCUUUGAAUCUCGAGAAAGUGUAGUGAAGACGCUAGGAAUGCUCUGGAAACCGAAGGAUGAUCACUUGACUUUCAAAACAGCUGUGAACAAUCAAGAUAGCUUUACUAAACGUCAGGUGUUAUCUGAAAUAGCUAAGCUUUUAGAUCCAUUGGGUCUCAUCGGACCCGUAGCAACGAGGGCAAAAAUAUUUAUGCAGAGACUAUGGCUGCUGAAACUUGACUGGAACGAGGAAUUACCUCCUAAGGAGUUGUGUGAAUGGAAAAAAUUCCUUUCCCAGCUUCAGUUAAUCGAUCAAUUGAAUAUUCCCAGAUAUGUUUUAACUGAAUAUUCCGUUAGAACUGAGAUCCAUGGGUUCUCGGACGCUUCGGAAAAGGCUUAUGGUGCAGCUAUUUACAUCCGUUGUAUUACCACUGAUGGAAUGAAUUAUUCCAAUCUCCAUUGUAGUAAAUCCAGAGUUUCUCCUUUAAAGCCUGUUACAAUUCCACGUCUUGAAUUGUGUAGAGCAUUACUUCUGUGUAGGCUUGUGUCAAAGGUAAUAAAAGCUCUGCAGUUAAGUAUCGAUGAUGUUUACUUGUGGUGUGAUUCUAUUAUUGUUCUAGCAUGGAUAAACACGCCUGUGUACAAGCUCAAAACUUUUGUGAGCAAUCGAAUUGCUGAAAUUCAAACCUUGAGUCACCAAUUCAAAUGGGGUCAUGUUGCCUCAAAGGAAAAUCCAGCGGAUAUAAUAUCCCGAGGAGCAAGACACUAA